Molecule: messenger RNA, 1865 nt
Organism: Salarias fasciatus (jewelled blenny)
Lineage: Eukaryota; Metazoa; Chordata; Actinopteri; Blenniiformes; Blenniidae
Gene: slc18a2
Product: solute carrier family 18 member 2
Exons: 15
Coding region: 164-1648 (494 amino acids)
Biological process (GO): xenobiotic transport; aminergic neurotransmitter loading into synaptic vesicle; transmembrane transport
Cellular component (GO): terminal bouton; synaptic vesicle membrane
Molecular function (GO): xenobiotic transmembrane transporter activity; serotonin:sodium:chloride symporter activity
Source: RefSeq, a predicted model, not a curated record
CUGCAGCCUCUGAUCUGCUGUCAUCUUGUCUCCUGCGGUUGUUUGGGGUGUUUUCCUCCGGUCGCUCCACCCGCUGCUCCACCCGCCGCUCCUCUCCCCGGGAGGACGCCGUGCGCCCCGCGCCCCGCUCUGCCGACCGCGCGCCUCUGCCUGGACCUCCACCAUGGGCCGGCUGGACGAGCUGCGGCGCUUCAGGCUGCUGCAGUGGCUCCGGGAGGAGCGCCAGUCGCGGAGACUCAUCCUGUUCAUCGUGUUCGUGGCGCUGCUGCUGGACAACAUGCUGCUCACGGUGGUCGUUCCCAUCAUCCCCAGCUACCUGUACAACCUGGACGAGUCGGCGGACGUGGCGCUGAAGAACGACUCUCAGUCCGGGCAGAGCGCUCCGGGCUCCUUCCACAGCAUCGUGUCCCUUUAUGACAACUCCGUCAGGUUGUCCGGCGCCAACAGCACCGUCCGGUCCGUCGAGCGCGUCCCCCCCACCGCCGCGGCGCCGGCCGGGCUGCAGAACUCCUCCGACUGCCCCCACUCCAGCAGUACGCUGGUCAACGAGAACGUCAAGGUGGGAAUGCUGUUUGCCUCCAAGGCCACGGUGCAGCUGCUCACCAACCCCUUCAUCGGCCCGCUCACCAACAGGAUAGGAUACCAGAUGCCCAUAUUCGUUGGCUUCUGCAUCAUGUUCCUGUCGACCAUCAUGUUCGCCUUCUCUUCGAGCUACGCUCUGCUGUUUGUGGCCCGAUCGCUCCAAGGCGUGGGCUCGUCCUGCUCGUCUGUGGCCGGGAUGGGGAUGCUGGCCAGUGUGUACACAGACGACGAGGAGAGAGGCCACGCCAUCGGCAUCGCCCUGGGAGGUCUGGCCAUGGGCGUCUUAGUGGGGCCUCCGUUCGGCAGUGUGAUGUACGAGUUUGUGGGGAAAACCGCUCCGUUCCUCAUCCUGGCCUUCCUCGCCCUGUUCGAUGGAGCUCUGCAGCUCGUUGUUCUUCAACCCACCAAAGUGGAACCAGAGAGUCAGAAGGGAACCCCGCUGUUCACACUCAUGAAGGAUCCCUACAUUCUGAUCGCAGCUGGUGCCAUCUGCUUCGGUAACAUGGCCAUCGCCAUGAUGGAGCCCACGCUGCCCAUCUGGAUGAUGGAGACCAUGUGUGCCAGGAAAUGGCAGCUAGGCGUGGCGUUCUUACCAGCAUCCGUCUCCUACCUUAUUGGAACCUACAUCUUCGGCUCGCUGGCUCACAGGAUGGGGAGGUGGCUCUGUGCUCUCGUUGGAAUGGUGGUGGUUGGAAUCAGUGUCAUAUGUGUCCCCUUUGCCUCCAACAUUUACGGGCUGAUCCUUCCAAACUUCGGCGUUGGCUUUGCCAUCGGGAUGGUGGACUCCUCCAUGAUGCCGAUCAUGGGCUACCUGGUGGACCUGAGGCACGUGUCGGUGUACGGGAGUGUUUAUGCCAUUGCUGACGUGGCGUUCUGCAUGGGAUUCGCUCUAGGUCCGUCCAUCGGAGGAUCCAUUGCGGAGAGCAUCGGCUUCCCCUGGCUCAUGACCAUCAUUGGGAUCGUGGAUGUCUUAUUUUCUCCUCUCUGCAUCUUCCUCAGAAAUCCACCAGGACAAGAAGAGAAAAUUGCUCUAGCCAGAGGGGAACAGCAGAGUUUACCUGACUGAACAUCAGUGAAGUGCAUGCACAUCUUCACCAGCAUGACGGAGUGUCUUCAUCCUGCAGCUCCUCCUCCUCCUCCUCCUCCUCCUCCUCUGUCUCUACAUGUACAUGCUGCUCUUCAUCGUGUUUGUUUUGUCCGUUUGCUUCCGUCCGUCGCCUCUGCUUCGCCCACCGUCGGCAUGUGCAUGGUUCUCACCCGUGACUCUCGGAAGAGACUGAAUC